AUGGAUAAUCUUCCUUUUUCGAAUAAUACUGGCAAUGGCGCUGGCGCCAGGCACAGACAUCGUCCUAGCUGUAAAGUGAAUGGGGAACCAAUUGUAUCUUGUCUAUGUCCUCGAUGCAUCGCCAAAAACCUUGCUCAUGAUACCAAGGCCUUUAUCAAUACCAAGGCUAAGCUUUUCUUCCGAUUCUCGCUCCUUUCUAUCAUCUAUUGGCAUGUUCUAGGAUACAUUGUGGCUGUUUCAACACUCCUGCGCAAAGACAGCGAGCUGAUCUUUCGCCGCAAGAAGUACCUUCCUGGUGCACGAAACCAGUGGCAACCAAUUCUUCACAAUGACAUCAAGCCAGAGAAUAUUCUGCUGCGCUGGCCAUCGAGGUCUCCUUCCUCUUCAUCUGAAAACACAUAUUCAGAUAUCGUCUUUGCAGACUUUGGCGCUGCAGGAGUGGAAUCGCAGACCAGAGGCCUCCGAGGCACAUAUGUCUACGUCGCCCGAGAAGUUCGAGAAGCCUUUGAGAAUUCUACCUUGCUGCUUCACCGUCUCUGUCUAGCAGCUGUAGACAGUGUCACCGACAGUGUUGUCUUGACAACCAAAUCUAAUAUAUGGGACUUGGGUGCUGUCAUGAAAUUUCUGUUUUUUGACUUCGACAGAGGGAGAGAGGUGGGAAAGAGUGCGAAGAUAAGGAGAGGGAGUCAAAGUGGGCGGAUGCGGGUGACAUCUAUGGAAAGAAGAUGGUCUGGUGGGUCAGGAGGUGUUUGGCUCACAGGGCUCUGGGCAGACCUAGUGCGAGGACACUUCUGGGUGUGA
Messenger RNA from Aureobasidium melanogenum CBS 110374, 801 nucleotides. RefSeq lists its product as uncharacterized. NCBI's taxonomy places the organism in Eukaryota, Fungi, Ascomycota, Dothideomycetes, Dothideales, Saccotheciaceae. The coding region runs from base 1 to 801 and encodes 266 amino acids. The transcript has 2 exons. Gene Ontology annotation, biological process: protein phosphorylation. Gene Ontology annotation, molecular function: protein kinase activity; ATP binding. The record is from RefSeq and is a predicted model, not a curated record.